AUGGCGGCUCCCAAGGUCGAGGCACAGGAAAUAGCCUUCCGUACACCAGGGCCGCCCACAGACUCGGAAUCCCCCAGCUCCCGGAAGUUUCCUUUUGAAAACAUGGCGGCAAGCUCUACCAAGGGCUGGGCGGUUGCUGUGGAGCAUCUUUUGAAAGGGGACCAGCCGAGCCACCCAGACGGGAUGGCCAGUGCUAAGAUGGUGUGCGAUGUGCAGCCCCACUUGCUGCGGAACGGUGGCUUGCCCGCAGAUGCACAAAUUCGAGCUACUUCUAAACUACCUGUUAAAUCUAAAGGAGUUGACGGAUUUAGACAUUUUUACCCGGGAGGUUCAGAGCCUGAUAUUACAAAAGUCACCAAACCAAGACAAGGGAACGGGCAGGUAAAGGCUGCAGGGACCGCCAGCAGGAGAAACAUCAAAAAGGGCUACAAGCCACCGACUAAGCAGAAACCAGAGGAGGAACUAAAAGAUCAAAACCAGCUCCUGGAGGCCGUCAACCAGCGAUUACACCAGAAGCUGGCGGAGACUCAGAGAGAACUGAAGGACCUGGCGCAGAAAGUGGAACUGCUGGAGAAGUCUCAGGAUAACUGCUUAGCAAUUUUGGAGAGCAAUGGCCUCAACCCAGGCAGCGAGACCCUGGCUUCACAGCCGAAACCCACCACUGAUCACGCAGACGCCAUGCUGCUGCUACAAACUUUGCAAGAUGAACUGAAGGUUUUCAACGAAACUGCCGAGGAGCAGAUGGAGGAGUUAGAGGCCUUGAAGGUGAAGUUGAAGUUGAAAGAAGAAGAAAGGAUCCAGUUCCUGAAACAACAAACCUUAUGUAAGGACCAAGCUAGUGACUUCACAAUAGUCCUGGAGGAAAUAGAACAGCUUUUAGAAAUGUAA
Acomys russatus (golden spiny mouse) is the source of this 888-nucleotide messenger RNA. RefSeq names its product small kinetochore-associated protein-like. Gene Ontology annotation, cellular component: centriolar satellite; microtubule plus-end; mitotic spindle. NCBI's taxonomy places the organism in Eukaryota, Metazoa, Chordata, Mammalia, Rodentia, Muridae. Gene Ontology annotation, biological process: mitotic sister chromatid segregation; spindle organization; regulation of attachment of spindle microtubules to kinetochore. The record is from RefSeq and is a predicted model, not a curated record. The transcript has a single exon. The coding region runs from base 1 to 888 and encodes 295 amino acids.